Molecule: messenger RNA, 2238 nt
Organism: Mizuhopecten yessoensis (Yesso scallop)
Lineage: Eukaryota; Metazoa; Mollusca; Bivalvia; Pectinida; Pectinidae
Exons: 9
Coding region: 47-916 (289 amino acids)
Biological process (GO): mRNA splicing, via spliceosome
Cellular component (GO): spliceosomal complex
Source: RefSeq, a predicted model, not a curated record
UUCAAUAAAGGACAGAACUGAUCCCGAUUUCAGAACAUAAACAAGUAUGGCGGAGUUCAAAAAAGUUCGAGCUAAGACAAUUAGAAAACGUCGACAUUCAUCAAGUGGCGACGACGAUUCUAACAACGAAGAUGAUGUCGGGUUAAAAAUGCAAGAUUUAAAGGAGAUACAGAAGAUGAGAACAAGGCCUAAUGGUGUGAGCGCAGAAACACUGUUAGUGGGAAAGGAACUCGCCACCAAACAAACCCCUAAAGAUAAUGACCCAUACAAAAUGGCUACUGGAGGAUUUGUAGAUAUGAAGGCUUUAAAAUAUAAACCAGUACAAGUGGAAGAUAGUGAAUCUAUAGGUACUGCGUUCGCUGCUGAAACGAACCGACGAGACGAAGACACAGAGAUGUUGAAGUAUGUAGAGGAUGAGUUGUCCAAGAGGAAAGGUCACCACAAGGAGGAGAUCACUGACAAGUCCAAAAAGCCGGAAAAUAAACUGUUUGCUCUACCAGAUAAUCUGAAAGUGGAAUCUAGUCGGAAAAGGACAGAAGACAUGUUGUCCAACCAGAUGUUGUCAGGUAUACCAGAGGUGGACCUGGGUAUAGAGGCCAAGAUCAGCAACAUUGAGGCGACAGAGGAGGCCAAACAGAAACUGCUGACGGAGAGAAUGAGGAAGAGAGAAAAGGAGAUAUCAGAUUUUGUCCCUACAAAUAUGGCUGCCAACUUUGUUCAGCACAACAGAUUCAAAAUAGAGGAUACCAAACCACUACUGAAGAAAGAAGAGGCGCCUCGCCCUGAGCCUGUCAGAGUCGGUGAUGUGGAGCGGCUACAGACUCCAAUAGGUGCUGAUGGCAAGUCAAAAACCGCUGAAAAAGCCACAGAUGAUUUUUACUUUGAAAAAUUCAAGAAACAAAUGAGAAGAUACUGAAAUUGAUCAGGUACAACUGACAAGUCAGCUGAUUUUCACAUCUUGGAGAUCUGUCGCUAAGUCUGCCUUAGAUUCUAUAGUAACGUGCAAGGUUAACUGUAUGAUAUUAAAUAAGUUAAAGAAUUGCUUACGUUGUACACGUGACCUUGAGAAUCAGAGUGGGCAUGAGUGACCUCAGCCAGCAGGCCUGUGCUGUAUGAAUACUGACCGCUCUGUCAUUGCUAACACCCAGGCAUCUUGUUGAACAAUAGAUUUUAUAUCAAGAGCUGACACUGUAAUGUGUGCGAGAUAUUAAAUGUACAUCAGAUAUCAAGGCAUUAGGUUUGUUCAAUGAUUAAAAAAUGAAUGACAUUUGUUGGCAGGUACAUGUACCUGCUCACAAAUGUCAUUCAUUUGUUAUCACUGAACAAACCGGAUGCCUUGAUAUCUGAUGUACAUUUAAUAUCUCACACACAUUGUACAAAUAUAUAUAGAAAACUUGAUCAUAUAGAUAACAAAUAACUCACAGAGCAAAUGGCCUUGGGAUGUUUUAUGAACUGGACGAUCACCAAAACAAGGUGUAAUGGACCAAAGCAAAGCUAAGGCCUAUAUACUUAUUUUGGGUCACUGACCAGACCCUGAUCUGUCAUAUGACCUGAACUUCUGUUCAGUAUUUUGUUAUGCUAUUCAAAAUCUUUGGUAGUCAAUGACCACAAAUGUGUAAAUCAACAAAAGACAUGUCUAAAUACUUAUUGUGAUGUCAGUAUAAAUAAAAAAAGCACAGAGCUAAUUGGUCAUAUGGGAAAUAGUGACUGUGUAGGUUUGCAAUGAAUGAAGAGUGGUCUGGAGUGUUUGAGCACCUGUGUGCUUGUAAGUACAUGAUCAACCCCUGAGGUCGGGGGUAAUUUGUGUUGGACCUGUUAACAAUUUUUUUUAAAAUUGUUUAAAUUAAGAAUUUGAUUUGACUUUGGCUAGGAAUGCUUCAUGCCAAGUUUUGUCAAAAUCCUGUCAGUCAUUCUAGACUAUUAUCUAUAGGCUAAUUGGAACAGUUGAUGGACAGGCGCUACCCUACAGCAUAAGCCCACAUCACUGAAGGUUCGGCAAGCUACAUGUGGAAAAGAAAGAAUGAUUGAAUGAAUGAAUUGAAGAGUGAAAACGCAAAGAAAUAAAUAUGAAAUUGAUAUUUUUUGUUAGAGGUUUUUAAUGUUAGAAUAUAGGAGGUUGAAAGCGUGCAAUUUGCUAAAGUGAAUGAUUUAUUGUAAGUGUAUGUGAUGGUCAGUCAUGUAAACAUACUUGUAUUAAUUCUUGUGUCAUAUGAAUAAAAUAAAAAGCUGAGUAAUAAU